Messenger RNA from Emys orbicularis (European pond turtle), 2949 nucleotides. RefSeq names its product DiGeorge syndrome critical region gene 2 (gene DGCR2). Gene Ontology annotation, molecular function: protein binding. Lineage: Eukaryota; Metazoa; Chordata; Testudines; Emydidae. The transcript is spliced from 11 exons. Bases 1 to 1662 code for a protein of 553 amino acids. Gene Ontology annotation, cellular component: membrane. The record is from RefSeq and is a predicted model, not a curated record.
AUGGUGCCCAAAGCGGACAGCGGCACCUUCCUCCUCCUCUUCCUCCUGGUGCUGAGCAUCACCGAGCCGCUGCGGCCAGGUUCACGACUAGCUCUGGCAAGACUUCUUUCAGAGCUCCGCUGUACCCCAGGGCAGUUUGCAUGUCGCAGUGGUACCAUCCAAUGCAUCCCUUUGAACUGGCAGUGUGAUGGAUGGCCCACCUGUGAGGAUGAGAGUGAUGAAGUUGACUGUCCAGGCUUGACAGGGGACCAACGAUCUUAUCAUGGGAAAGAAAACGUGGACUCCAGGUACAAUCGAGGAAGAGGAGGAGACACAACCCGCUUUCACACUGUCAAUGUGGCACAGCCUGUCCGGUUUAGCAGAAAGUGCCCAACAGGAUGGCAUCACUAUGAGGGCACAGCCAGUUGUUACAGGGUGUAUUUAAAUGGAGAGAACUACUGGGAUGCUGUGCAGACAUGUCAGAGGGUGAAUGGAUCGUUGGCCACUUUUACCACAGAUCAGGAGCUCAGGUUCAUCCUGGCACAGGAGUGGGACCUAGAAGAGAGAGCCUUUGGAAGGAAGGACCAACGUAGGUUCUGGGUUGGAUAUCAGUAUGUCAUAACCAACCGAAAUCGUUCUCUAGAAGGUCACUGGGAGGUGGCUUAUAAAGGUUCCUCAGAAGUAUUCUUGCCUCCGGAUCCUAUCUUUGGUACGGCUAUGUCUGAAAAUGAAAACGUUCUUUGUGCCCAGCUUCAGUGUUUCCAUUUACCCACCCUUCGGCACCAUGGUUUACACAGCUGGUACGCUGAAAACUGUUAUGAGAAAUCUUCGUUCCUCUGCAAAAGGAGCCAGACCUGUGUUGAUAUCAAAGACAACAUUGUUGAUGAAGGCUACUAUUUCACCCCAAAAGGGGAUGACCCCUGUUUGAGCUGUACCUGUCACAAUGGGGAACCAGAGAUGUGUGUGGCAGCCCUGUGUGAACGGCCCCAGGGUUGUCAGCAGUAUCGCAAAGACCCAAAGGAGUGUUGCAAAUUUACAUGUUUAGACCCAGAUGGCAACAGUUUAUUUGACUCGAUGGCAAGUGGAAUGCGGCUGAUAGUAAGCUGCAUUUCCUCCUUCCUUAUCUUAUCUCUGCUGCUCUUCAUGGUCCACCGGCUGCGCCAGAGACGCAGAGAGCGCAUUGAGUCUUUGAUUGGAGUAAAUUUGCACCAUUUUAACUUGGGCCGCAGGAUGCCUGGUUUUGAUUAUGGUCCAGAUGGUUUCGGAACUGGCCUUACUCCGCUGCAUCUUUCAGAUGAUGGGGAAGGCGGGGCAUUUCAUUUCCAUGACCCCCCACCACCCUAUACAGCUUACAAAUAUCCUGAUAUUCAGCAUCCUGAUGACCCGCCUCCUCCCUAUGAGGCGUCCAUCAAUCCAGACAGUAUCCUUUGUUCUACUCCAGAUGGCGUUCUCUCCCAGACAGUGCAGAGCAGUCAACCAUCACUAGGAAACAGUGAUUUAUCACCACAGCUUACUGAGGAAUCUCAUCCUCCCUCAGUUGGCCCUUCUUCCGUGGAACUAGAAGAUUCUGCAGAUAGUAGCACCUUCCUUGUACCUCCCGACACGCCCCUCAGCGAAAACACACCGGCAGACACUCUUGCAGGAAGCCGCCACAGUCACUGUUCUCUUAACACCAUUGUAUAAAGGAUAAAAUGCUUACUGCUGGCAGAAAUAAUAUGAGCAACUGUUUGCACACAGGUGUACAAGCAAACACUAAUCCAUGGGGUGAACUUCAGAAGGAAGCUCCACUUUGAUUUUGAGCACCCUGCUUUUAUGUUCUAGUAUAGGACUGUGCCUCUUGUUUUUGGCUGUCAUUCAUUCACUAAUUAGUUUGUCCUGUAAAUACGGAUUGUGGAACCUGUACUUUUUUUCCACUGGCUAUGGGAAAGAAGGUGCAGAGAAUUUUCUUUGACUUCUUCUAAAGAGGAAAAAGCAUGGGUAGCUUUUUUCUUUUUUAAACACAGAGCAGAAACAAAAAAAAAUCGACAUCAGAAAAAAGCUUGUUUUGAAUUUGAAUACCGUGGGACCCAGGAAGUGGACACUGACAAGAAAAGAGGAGAAGGGGCAGUCGCCAUGUAAUCUGUUGUUGUCUCUUGUGCUCCAGUGCUACACUCAUGGAAAAACUGGAGGAUGAAAAGGAUCAGCAUAACGUUUGAUUUCUUCUGCUUUCUGUGGAAAUGGGUAUUGAGCAAAACAAAACUGGGAUUUGCAGUUGCAACUUAUUUAUUUCUCUGUAGCUGCAAAUCUUGUACUGAGAGGUAAACUUCUGAUUCAUAAACAAGGAUGUGUCUAUAAUACUGGCAUCUCUUUAGUAGAGGCACAGCACAUGUUAGGUAGUGCUUUGGGGAAGAGAUGGGAAGGGAUUAACUCCCUAAUUGAUACUUCAGUCAUUUGAGAUUUGUUCCAUUGUGUUAAACCUUUAAAUCAUCCCUUUCCAUUAAAUCUAGCUUCAUUUAAAUUAGCAAAACUAACUUGUGUACUACAACAUGAGGCUCUUGUCAAUCACUCACUAAACUUAACUUUCAAAUUAGGCAAAGAUGGAUUCUAUUGGCUUGGAUUUUAUGAAUAUUGAAUACUUUUUUUAGUUUUAGUGUUCUCAAAAUGAAGUGGGAUUUUAAUGUACACGGGAUUUCCUUUCUCUUCUACCCCAUCUUUCUUGCAUCUGAUUCUCCCUGACUUUCUGUAGCAGUCCCCACAGUCAGAGCAGAUCAAGUUAGUCAUAUAAGGAAUUUGUACUGAACACUUCUCAUGAGUGUUGUCCUGUUGCCUUAUGAAAGGUAGCAAGCCUAGAGGGACAGGAAGAAAGCACUGCAUGGGAAGGGUAUUGUGCUGUUUUGGUUAAUUUUGCUAGUUACAGAGAAAUGGUACAGGAUUGAUUAAUGGGAUCCUAUCCCAGCAAUGUGCUUUCCCAGCGUAGCUGACCUUCCCCCC